Striga asiatica is the source of this 642-nucleotide messenger RNA. NCBI's taxonomy places the organism in Eukaryota, Viridiplantae, Streptophyta, Magnoliopsida, Lamiales, Orobanchaceae. The record is from the annotation of a GenBank genome assembly.
AUGGUAGAUGUUUUCCAAGGUGGCCUCGUGAGGGUAGAGAAGGAGAAAGUCCCUCCAUUCUUCGAAAGUGAUGAUGCCGUUGUUGUCCUUGUCGACGUGCUCGACGAAGCUGGCGAGCUCGCUGUCGUCAAUUUCGAUCCCUGGGCGAGAUAUACCAGCCUUAACAAGAGCAUCCCACAAUUCCUCAGGCGAAAUGGACCCAUUGUGCUCCACAUCGAUUGCCUGGAAAAUCCUGUACAAUUCCAGUUCCUUGUCAUCCAUAUACUUUCUAAACUCCUGAUAAUCGACCCGCCCAUCCUGAUUCGCGUCGCACACCUUCAAAAGCUCCUUGGCGAACCUGUAAUCCGCAGGGAUUUGCAUUGCCGACAGCCCCUUCUCGAUCAAGGCGGAAUCCAAGUGCCCAGCGUUGUUGGAAUCAAAGAAGAUGAACAAACUUCGGAUUCUCGAGUCCCUCUCCUCCUUCGUCUCCCGCAGGGCGGCCAACACGUGGUCCAUCGACACCGGGCCGAGAUUCUUCACCGGGCUGUAUCUUCCGGGUCGGGCCUUCGAAUCGUCCGCCCCAGACGCCAUUGUUGCAGCAGCAGUCGCAGCAGCUUGUGCCGGGAAAUUGGCAUGCCUCUCCACUCCCGUAGACAUAGAUAA